UCGAGGGGCUUUGACAUAAUCACAGAGAAAUUUAAGGUUCAAAUGAGAAAUUGAUAAGAUCUAGAUAUUCACAAAAUGUCUAAUCAUAUGCAAUCCGGUUAAAGUAACUUAUGUAAAAGUUUUAGUGAGAGGCAGUAAUAAUCAGUCCGACCAGGGGGGGGCAGUGUCGCACUAACAGCGCAGCGUUUCCCGGAAACACGAAGAACAACAACAACCACAGUGCAAACAUGGGGGCAGUAACAGAUGAUGAAGUCAUACGGAAGCGACUUCUUAUUGACGGUGACGGGGCAGGCGACGAUCGACGAAUAAAUCUGCUGCUAAAGAGUUUCACCAAAUGGUGCAACUCGCCAGGAACGCCGGAGGAGGGAUUUACCCAGUACCAGAGGAUGCUCGGGACGUUGGCUCAGUGUGAGUUCUCCAUGGGGAAGACAUUGAUGGUUUACGACAUGAAUCUUCGGGAAAUGGAAAAUUAUGAGAAGAUUUACACAAAUAUAGAGCAAAACAUUACGUCUGCACACGAGAAGAUCACUGAUUGUAAAAAGGAAAUUCAGAGGGCCAAGAGGAUACGAAAAAAUCGUCAAGAAUAUGAUGCUUUGGCAAAGGUGAUUCAGCAGCAUCCAGACAGACAUGAUACGCUCAACCAGCUGGAGGCACUUGACAAAGAACUUCAGCAACUGUCUCAUAUCAAGGAGAAUGUGGAUGCAAAAUUGGAAUUAAGGAAGAAGCAGUUUCAUGUCCUCCUCACUACUAUUCAGGAACUACAGCAGACACUUGAGAAUGAUGAGAAAUCAGACAAUGAGGACCAAAAUCAGGGGAGCCCAGCAGAGAAUGACGAAUAGAUAUGAGCAGUCAUGCCUGACUGAAAUAAAAGUAGAUUUUACCUGAAAUUGGGUUUGCUUUGGAAUCCUUUUUGUAUGUAUUUUUUAAUAAAGUUCAUUGUCCAUGUUUUUCUGUCUGUUC
Messenger RNA from Menidia menidia (Atlantic silverside), 960 nucleotides. The record is from the annotation of a GenBank genome assembly. NCBI's taxonomy places the organism in Eukaryota, Metazoa, Chordata, Actinopteri, Atheriniformes, Atherinopsidae.